UUUCUUUAAAACACCCCGAGUUUUCCCAACAUGUUGCCUGAGAGAGAAGAGACGGCGGUCACUCGUUACCGGUGCGGCCCUCGCUGCAGGGAGGUGAAGGGCCCAGCUCCGUGCACUGUGGCCUUGGCCCCUGUAUAAAGGCGAUCGAGGUCUGAUCCUCUGCCUCAUUCUCCAGGAUGUAAUAUGAUGGUCACUUACUGCUGGUUCUUUCUUCAGUCAAUAAAAGCCGAUAUCUCGCCUUACGUCUCAGAGUGAGUUUUUGAUGGUGCAUCAAUUUUAUUGACUGAAGAAAUUUUAAAACAUGGAAACCGUUUUACGUCCGGAAAGGUUGGAUUUGGACCCUCAAGACCCUGAAGCAGCUCUUGCUUUUGAACACUGGCUUGUUUGCUUCCAAUCAUACUUGGCGGAGCUUCGUGCGACUGACCCUGCCGUUAUGUACAGAAUUCUACUCUCGAGGGUCACCCCAAAAGUUUAUUCCAUUAUCCGGGACCUGCCGACCUAUGAAGGGGCACUGGACGCCCUCAAAAGACAGUACCUGCGGCCGGUGAACACCGUCUAUGCAAGACAUCGUUUAGCUACCAGGCGACAGCGGCCUGGAGAAUCGAGCGCCGAGUUUCCCCGAGCACUACAGACACUCGUCCGAGCUUGUGACUGCAAGACGCUCAUGGCAGAACAGCAUGCGGAGCUGCUAGUACGAGGCGCCUUUGUGAUGGGACUGAGGUCAGUGUACAUGCGCCAGCAACUGCUGGAACACUCCGAUCUUACCUUACGCUCGGCGAUCAAGACGGCCAACGCUCUGGAAGCUGCGCUGCACUACGCCGACGCUGUCCAGUCACGUGAUUCUCCGCCGGUUCUGUGGACGCCUCAGACCCCGCCACCGCUGGCUCCCGCGAGCGAAAUCGCCGCUGCCAGUCGCGAUUCCACGAGCUCCCCAAACCCGACCACGGUGGUGGCCUGUCAGAAGCCUGUGCUUUGUUAUUUCUGUGGACUUAAAAAGGCACUCCCAACAACGCUGUCCAGCGCGAGAAACGACCUGCUCCAGCUGCGGAAAGCGGGGCCAUUUCGCCAAGGUCUGUAAGUCUAAACUACGAGCGGAGUGCAGCGCUGCGGGUGAAACGUGGGGGCCGCCAUCUUGCAUGCCCGGAUGUGGGCGGCCAUCUGUGUCGGCGUCAGCACGCCCCACCCCCGACCCUCCGAUGCUUACCGGGUACCCCGGAUGUGGGCGGCCAUCUUUGUCGACGUCAGCAUGCCCCACCCCCGACCCUCCGAUGCUUACCGGGUACCCUGGAUGUGGGCGGCCAUCUUUGUCGACGUCAGCAUGCCCCGCCCCCAACCCUCCGAUGCUUACCGGGUACCCCGACGGCUCAACUCUGGCCACUGCAACCCUUGACCAAAGUGCCCCACACCAGCUUGCAAGGUCCAUGAUGGACAUCCGGGUGGAGGGGCACAGGACUAGAUGCCUGUUUGACACGGGCAGCACUAAGAGUUUCAUUCACCCGGACACAGUGCAAUGCUGCGGACUCGCAACACGACCAGUAAGUCAGAAGAUCCAUUUGGUUUCUGGGUCCCAUUCCACAGACAUCCGGGUGGGUUGUGUAGCGACAUUGGUGGUGCAAGGCACAGUAUAUCAGAACUUUACGCUACUGGUCGUGCCUAAUCUGUGCGCACCUGUGCUAUUGGGGCUGGACUUCCAGAGCCAUCUCGAAUGUGUGACUAUGGUAUAUGAAGGGCCCCUCCCACCACUCACUGUCCGGAAUCCUCAGUUCUGUGGGACUUCAUCACUACUGACCACACACACACAGCGACACACACAUCCCAUCCAACACGACAGCUGUGCUACCGAUACCACUUGCAGUCUCUCCACUCUCGAGGUCCCUCCCCCGCCGCUGUUCGCCAACCUGACCCCGACUAUAAACCGGUGGCGACUAAAAGCAGGAGGCACAGUGUGGGGUACAGGGCCUUCAUUCAGUCAGAGGUGCAGUGGCUGCUCAGGGAGGGGAUCAUUGAGCCAAGCACAAGCCCUUGGAGGGCCCAGGUGGUCGGAUGGUGGCCACACCCCCCCCCCUCACGAACUCCUAUUAUCUUUUCCCAGGAAGUCUGUCACUCUACCAGUUUGGCUGAUGUCCCCGGGGCCAGUGCUGCUCCGGAAACAUGUCAGGAGCAAUAAAUACUCCCCGCUGGUCGAGAGGGUUCACCUUCUGCAUGCGAACCCCCAGUAUGCUUAUGUGGUCUUACCUGAUGGGCGGGAGGACACGGUCUCCAUCCGCGACCUGGCGCCCGCAGGUGCAGCAGACCACUACCCUGAACACUCUCCGGUAACUAUGAACCCUGUACCCGAGGUGACACCGCGCUCACCAGGCCCUACAUGGACUCCUCAUGACACUUAUAUACCAGGUGCCUCGCACAUGCAUGAACUGGAACCAGCACAACCUCCGUCUCCUGUGCAAUCACCAAUGUUGCCGGCAUCGGUGCAAUCACAGCCGGUGUGACAUAGAUCGCAGCGACAGAUUCGACCACCUGAUAGACUUGACCUGUAAGAAACUUCGCCUUUCAAACAAAGGGGGGGUGAAUGUGGUGAACUAUGUGCCUGUCUGGACACGCCCCCUUCUGACUGCUCCUGUGGCUCCUCCCACAGGCCCCUGUAUAAAGGCGAUCGAGGUCUGAUCCUCUGCCUCAUUCUCCAGGAUGUAAUACGAUGGUCACUUACUGCUGAUUCUUUCUUCAGUCAAUAAAAGCCGAUAUCUCGCCUUACGUCUCAGAGUGAGUUAUUGAUGGUGCAUCACUUAAUCCAACCAGGACAUCAAGAUUCCUGAUGAAGGGUCUCGACCCAGUGCAUUAAUGGUUUAUUCAUUUAUAUUGAUGCUGCCAGACCUGCUGAGUUCCUCCCGUGUUUUAUGUGUGUUGCCUUUUAGCAGGAUUAGGAAAAUUUGUGGAUUGGCUGCCUUUGUAUAGCUGCUAAUGAGAAUUGAAAAUUAUAUACUUUCACUCCUAUUCUGUUGAUUCAAGAUUGUUUCAUGUCAUUUCCAGUAGACAAAUGUAACGCAGAAUGAAAUAUUUGUUACUCCAGAUCCAAAAAUAAAGAACACAGUAAUAAAAAAAAAUGAUUACAUAAGAUAGCUUAUAUGCAUAGAUUGAUUGUAUGUCCAUGAAGUGACACCAGGCACAGGAGCGUCUGUACAUAAGGGGUAUAGGAGCCAUUCACCUGUUUUCUAUAUAGAUUGUAUUCGGUGUUGUGUGUUUAUUAUGAUAAAUAGUCAUGUGAGUGAAGGUAUGGUUUAAAAAAAGGAAGGGAAUAAACUACAUAUUUGUGCUUUGUUCAGAACAAUUUUGAGCUGGGAGCCCACGGAUGUCAUCUCUUUUGCUGACCACUUAAGUACACUUAUUUGUGCUUCAUUGUGUUUAGUUUCAUUGAUUCAGGAUUGUUGGUUUCGUUAGUUGCUAAUAAAGGGUCAUGUACAGUUUUUUGACUUUUGGAACAUUAUUAUUGAAUCAAUUGUGAUUGCAAGAUGGUGGCGCGACGCAGCGCACAGCGGCCACUCCAGGAAUGAAUAUAUGUUAUCUGUAAGUAGGGGUCGUGUACAAUCCUGUUUCAAUGGAGACGGAUGUCUGAAGCACAGAGGAACAUCUGGUGAAACUUUUGAAAUGCCUGUUUCACUGCCGCUGCUACAGUGCGAUCAGAGAAAUCUCCGGGAGGAAGGCUCCAAAUCCUCGGCUUUGCCUGUUGCUUGGCAGCCGGUGCCGGGGUCGAAGCGCUCAGCAGAGAUGGUGCUCGGUGUCGGAGGGCUGGUCGGAGGCUCGAAGUUUUCAGACGGACUCGGAGUUGGCUUAGGUCGGAGCUCGCAAAGUGCUGUAUCAGCAAGCUGCUGCGUUGGAGGUUCAUGGCAGGAAGAGUCUUUCUUCCUUCUACCGUCUGCGUGAGAUGAUGGGCUGUCAGGACUUUGAGACUUUCUUUUAAACCGUGCCAUGGACUGCUCUUUAUCAGAUUACGGUAUUGCUUUGCACUGUUGAAACUAUGUGUUAUAAUUAUGUGGUCUUUGUCAGUCUUUUUAUCAAUUAUGGUAUUGUCUGCACUGUUGAAACUAUAUGUAACUAUGUGGUUUUGUGUAGCUUUAGGUUUGUCUGUUGGGUUUGUAGUUCCUUUCCGGGAAACGUGCUAAGACGAUAGCGCGAUAUCGAUACACAGCAGCCUCUCCGGACUCUGGAUUGGGGAUUACCAAACGUUAUGUGGUUUUUCUUGUGUGGUCUGUUUUCUGCUUUUUAAUGAUAUAAUUCUGGAGAACAUUGUCUCAUUUUUUAACUGCAUUGUAUUUGUGGUUUAUAAAUGACAAUAAACUGAAUCUGAUCUGAAUCUGAAUUGUGGUACCAUCAUAUAAGGAUAACAAUU
Molecule: messenger RNA, 4384 nt
Organism: Hypanus sabinus (Atlantic stingray)
Lineage: Eukaryota; Metazoa; Chordata; Chondrichthyes; Myliobatiformes; Dasyatidae
Gene: cfap53
Product: cilia and flagella associated protein 53
Exons: 2
Coding region: 1137-2489 (450 amino acids)
Source: RefSeq, a predicted model, not a curated record